UUCUAACGGUCAAGAACAACCUCAUAAGCACAAAGUAUCACUCCUCUCAGCUCUAAGUUACCAUUCUUGCAUUGACCUCUGUGCUUCUUCUUCCCCCUCAAAAGCCAAGGAACAGUGUAUAAAUCGCUCCUCGCAGAUGAAUACUGAAGGUAUGUAAGUUCCCAUUUCUUCAAAAUCUUGUAAUAGAAGUAGCUACUAUUCACAAAAAUCCAUUUUUUUUCUCGAAUUUUUCGAUGGAUUUUGGUGAAAGUACGCCGAAGAAGAAAUCGAAACAAUCCCUUAAUACAACACCCAUUAAGCAGCAAAACCCACUUCCCAUUUCCAGUUUAUCUCCUUCAGAUCCUAUUUACCCUAAAACCCCACAAACCCUAAACCCCACCAAUCGCCGCCGUUCCGUUCGCCUUAGCUCCACCCCUCAAACGCCGGCGCCGGCGCCUCUAUCGCCUCCAACUUCUUCCCGACGAGGUAAAUCUCUGAACUUUACUCCGAAAAAUGGUACCAAUUCAGCUAAAAGGAGGAAAUCUAAGGUUGCUGAUUUAACCCCUGUUUUGACACCGGGACUUACUGAAUCGAAGAGGAAAAGGAAAUGUGUAGAGAGAAAAAAUGUGGGUGUUGAGAAAAGAAGUGUUUCGAGGAGUUGUAAGAAGAGGGUGUAUUAUAAAAAAGUGGUUUUUGAUGGGGGGGAGUUUGGUGUGGGGGAUGAUGUAUAUGUUAAGAGGAGAGAAGAUGCUGGUUCGGACAAUGAGGAUCCCGAAGUGGAGGAAUGUAGGAUUUGUUACAAGCCAGCAGGGAGGGUAAUUAUGAUUGAGUGUGAUGAAUGCUUAGGAGGGUUUCAUUUGAAGUGUUUGAAGCCACCUUUAAAGGAGGUUCCUGAAGGGGAUUGGAUUUGUGUGUAUUGCGAGGCGAAGAAAUUAGGGAAAAUAGUGGAAAUGCCUGCACCACCCAAGGGGAAGAAACGGAUAAGGACUGCUAAGGAAAAGUUACUUGACAGUGAUCUGUGGGCGGCUCGUAUUGAGAGUAUAUGGAAAGAAGUGGAUGGUACAUAUUGGUUCCGGGCACAUUGGUAUAUUAUUCCUGAGGAAACAGAUGCAGGAAGACAGCCACAUAACUUAAGGAGAGAACUUUAUCGGACUAAUGAUUUUGCUGAUGUUGAGAUGGAUUCUGUCAUCAGACAUUGCUUUGUUUUGUCUCCAAAAGAAUUUGAGAAGGCAAGAAAUGAUGGAGAUGAUGUUUUCCUUUGUGAAUAUGAAUAUGACAUCCACUGGCAUAGUUUCAAGCGCAUUUCUGAGAUUGAAGAUAAUGCUGUGGAUGAUGAUGAAGCUGAGAAUGAUGGGGAUUGGAACUCUUGCGAAGAUCAAGACUCUGACGGGGAAGACGAUGUAGAAUAUAAACGGGAAAAACUAAGUAAUCUAUUAACUAGACCAUCUCCAGCUCAUCCUUUGGCUGCGAAUUCAAGAAAGGGUCGUUUUUUUGGACUACAAAAGAUUGGUGCAAAGAAGAUACCAGAACAUGUGCGGUCUCAUAAGCUUACUGAACUUGAGAAAGCAAAAGGAACCCUUUUGCUGGCAACUUUACCUAAGUCUCUACCUUGUAGGACUAAAGAAAUGGAAGAGAUAACUACAUUCGUAAAAGGUGCCAUAUGCGAUGAUCAAUGCCUGGGUAGAUGCCUUUACAUACAUGGUGUUCCUGGGACAGGAAAGACAAUGAGUGUAUUAGCAGUAAUGAGGAGUUUAAGGUGUGAAGUUGAUGCAGGGAGCAUUAAACCUUAUUGUUUUGUGGAGAUUAAUGGCCUAAAAUUGGCUUCACCCGAGAAUAUUUACAGUGUUAUUUAUGAAGCACUUAAUGGGCACAAGGUCGGUUGGAAAAAGGCUCUUCAUUCCUUGAAUGAGCGGUUUUCCAAUGUUGCUGAACAUAGCAAAGAGGAAAACCGGCCUUGUAUUCUACUUAUAGAUGAACUGGAUCUACUGGUUACCAGAAAUCAAGCGGUUUUAUAUAACAUUCUUGAUUGGCCUACCAAGCCACAUUCCAAACUGAUUGUUAUAGGUAUUGCAAAUACUAUGGAUCUUCCGGAGAAGUUGCUUCCGAGGAUUUCAAGUCGUAUGGGCAUUCAAAGACUUUGCUUUGGUCCCUAUAACUAUCAGCAGCUUCAAGAAAUUAUUUUAACUCGCCUCAAUGGAAUUGAGGCCUUCGAAAAACCUGCAAUUGAAUUUGCGUCAAGGAAGGUGGCAGCCGUUUCAGGUGAUGCACGCCGUGCACUAGAAAUAUGUAGGCGAGCUGCGGAACUUGCAGAUUAUCGUGUUAAGAAAUUGCUAGCAAUUCCCGAUUCUGCUGCAGCAGGUAAAAUGCUUGUCAGAAUGGCAGAUGUUGAAGCAGCCAUUCAGGAAAUGUUCCAGGCUCCUCAUAUCCAGGUGAUGAGAAGCAGCUCCAAGCUGAGUAAAAUCUUCUUGGCAGCUAUGGUUUAUGAGGGUCACAAGACGGGGAUGAGCGAGACCACCUUUGACAAGUUGGCAAUAACUGUUUCCUGUCUCUGUACAAGCAAUGGUGAAAAAUUUCCAGGAUGGGAUGUGCUUUUAAAAGUUGGAUGCAAGCUUGGUGAAUGCAGAAUACUUCUAUGUGAACCUGGAGUGAAGCAUAAACUGCAAAAGUUACAGCUCAAUUUCCCAAGUGAUGAUGUUUCAUUUGCCCUUAAAGACAGCAAGGAGUUGUCGUGGUUGGCUCGGUAUUUAUAACUCAUGAAACAACCCAUGAGUGUGGCUUAGAAGUCAGUGAUGUUGGAUUAAGAGCGAUGAGAUCUCAUACUCAAGAGGCAAAAAAGCACUAGGCGAUUUCUUUUCACUGUCCAAGCAGCUUUUAUGGAUAGAGUUACACAAUACAUGUGUUAGUACGAGGUAGCAGAUAUCAGUCGAGAUGCACGCGAGCUGGUAAGGACACCAUGGUUAAAAGAAAAGUAUCUCUGACUUGUGGAUGUUUGAGUUUGAUUGCUAUCUUUUUCCUUCAUUGGUUUCAUAUCCUUGUUCCCAAUCAAGAUUCUUCACAAGAACAAUCCUGUAUUUUCUUGUUAUCUAUGAACUUGUUAACAUUAUUUUACUUUAAUGUAUAGGGCCAAUUUCGGCGUUGUGAUUAAUGAAACUGUUUACCUGAUCAAAAAAAAGAAAAUUUCAUUGUGUUA
Messenger RNA from Solanum tuberosum (potato), 3169 nucleotides. Its product is annotated as origin of replication complex subunit 1A-like. The coding region runs from base 234 to 2729 and encodes 831 amino acids. The record is from RefSeq and is a predicted model, not a curated record. The transcript is spliced from 16 exons. NCBI's taxonomy places the organism in Eukaryota, Viridiplantae, Streptophyta, Magnoliopsida, Solanales, Solanaceae. Gene Ontology annotation, biological process: DNA replication initiation; mitotic DNA replication checkpoint signaling. Gene Ontology annotation, cellular component: nuclear origin of replication recognition complex. Gene Ontology annotation, molecular function: DNA replication origin binding; ATP hydrolysis activity; ATP binding.